Messenger RNA from Cyprinus carpio (common carp), 1316 nucleotides. RefSeq names its product transmembrane inner ear expressed protein-like. The transcript is spliced from 5 exons. The coding region runs from base 348 to 1016 and encodes 222 amino acids. The record is from RefSeq and is a predicted model, not a curated record. Lineage: Eukaryota; Metazoa; Chordata; Actinopteri; Cypriniformes; Cyprinidae.
UGCGGCGGAGAGCGCUGUAUCUCUGUUUGGAAGCAUUAGGACUGCAAGAGACCAGAGCAGCAUUCAUGUAGGGGAGGUGGUGGCCGUUUCACACUGAAUGUCUAUCAAUCACCUGCACUAUUGUGGUCCUGCGCAGUUUUCCGGGUGGAAAGAAGAAGCAGGGGGAGGGAUGAGACGCGGGAGAAGAAGAGGGAAAAUGGCGAUGGAGGGGCCUAGGCAUCAACCACCAACCCUCGUCCCAUUGCUGAUGAGCGUAACAGCUGUGUUGAUCUCACACCACAUCUUCAACGCUGCUGCCCAGAUACCAGACCCCGAGUGGUCUCCAGCUCCCCGUAGCAGACGUUAGCAUGAGGCUCCCUCUGCUAGCAAUGCAGGCUACACAAGCUCUUCAGGACAUCACACACCCCACCCCCUUCCCACGGCCUACAGCAGCUGAAGCAAACCUUCUGCCAACAGACCCUCCAAAAAAGCCAGAUCCAGUCACUUCAGAAACAGUGGUGUUUUGGGGUCUUCGAUUAUGGCAGGUUGUAGGCAUUUUCUCCAUGUUCAUCCUAGCAAUUGUAAUAACACUGUGCUGCAUCUUCAAAUGCCGAAUUCCUCGAACAAAAAAAGAGAUAGAGGCUCGGCAUGCACAAAGACAAGCUGCAAAAACCUAUGCCAACACACUGGAGACAGUACCCCCCCUAGACGAGCUCACAGAGGUGCCGGGAGCGGCUAAGCCUGUGGAGAAGGAGGAGGUGCCAACCGUUGCAGGAAAGGUUGAUGCAGAAAAGGGAAAGAAGAAAGAAAAAGAAGGCAAAAAGGAAGGCAAGGGUGCAAAAGAAGGAAAAGAAGGCAAGGGAGAGGAGAAGGAUGAAACCACAAAGAAGAAAGCGGAAAAGGGAGAAAAAGGAGAGAAAGGAGCAUCAAAGAAAGAGGCGUCGGAUGGAGGGAAAGGUAAAAAAGGAGGUGGAGAGAAAGGAGAAGAAAAAGGAGGUGGAGCUAAGGGUGGUGCCAAAAAGCCUGCAAAAAAGUAAGCAUUUAGUCAUCUUAACGAUGUGUGCUAAACUUUCACUAGCCAUUUUUUUUUAAAUUUGUAAGAAAAUUUAUAAAUGUACAUUUACAGCAUAUUUAUUUUAUUGUAAAUUGUAAAUAUCGACAAUAAAUGAUUCUCUGUUAAUUACACAUUUUCAUUUAUUUUUCACAUGAUACACAUCAGCACUAAAUAAUACAACACUGGUGUACAAGAAAAGUUACUGUAGGUUGCAUUUAUGUAAAAGAACAUUUAAACAACAACAACAACAAGAUAUUUCAAACAUUUGGGUCCACUGGAGAAA